GCCCCUCAAACCCUAAUCCCCCUUUUUUACAUUUCCAUUCCUCUGCCCCGAUGGCACCGCCGGAGCAGUCGCCGCCGCGGCAACUCCAAUCCCCGCCGUCGGAGCAACCGAUCCUGGAUGAGCUCCUCGAGGACAUCUUCCUCCGCCUCACUACGGCCGCCGACCUCGCCCGCGCCUCCACGGCGUGCGUCUCCUUCCGCCGCGUCAUCGCCGGCCACGCCUUCCUGCGCCGCUUCCGCGCGCUCCACCCACCGCCUCUCCUAGGCAUCUUCAACCACCCAUUCCUGCCGGCCCAGCCGCCUCACCCGUCCGCCGCUGCCGCCCGGGCCGUCGCCGACGGCGCCGACUUCUGGUGCUCCUUCCUCCCGUCCCGCGAGCGUUGGGGCAUAACGGACAUACGCGACGGCCGCGUCCUCCUCGUCGGCGUCCCCGAGGGGAAGACCUACCCUUGGGGCAGCAACGGCAUGCUAAGGCACUUCGCCUUGUGCGACCCACUCUCCCGCCGCUACCUUGUGCUACCUGCCAUCCCUGAUGACCUAGUCCAUGAACUGCACAUCACUGAUAAUGACGGUGCGUACUUCCUUGCACCUCCUGUCGCCGGGGACGACGACGGUGUGUCCUUCAGGGUGAUGUGCUUGGUGAAGCGCAAAUCCAAGCUGGUUCUGUUCGCCUUCUCUCGGGGUGCUGGACAAUGGCGUUAUAUUGAGUAUGAUCCAGGUUUUAAGUUGCAUUGGGCAUCCAGACGCUACUAUUGGCGUAGAUUCUUUUGCUGGGCAGUUAUGCCGGAGAACAAGUUGCUGAAGCUUAACACGGACAAGAUGGAGUUCUCUGCUGUCGACCUGCCACCCGAGCCCUGGCCCGAAGAGUAUGAGAUGACCUUUGUGGAGGCAAGCAAAGGAAGGCUUGGGAUGUUCACUAUCUAUGAUGAUUUUGAUGAGGAGCAAGGUGGAAAAAUCUUCCAUCUUGGGUAUGCCAUAUUGCGAAAACGCCGGGACAGGACAACCCGGUGGCGAUCGAAGGCGAUGAUUUCUUUGCCUUCAACUUGUCGGCAUUAUAGAAUUAUUGGUGUAGCUGGGGGAUACCUCCUCCUAGAAGGGGUCCCAAAAGAUCUGCCUUCCACCCCUUCGCCGGAAGGUGAUGAAAUCGACAUUUUUUCAUUCAAUCUGCAGACUCUCCAGCUUGAGCCGUUCUGUGGUGCCACGGACACGAUUUAUGAGGACAACACCUUGUAUGCUGGUUUCCCACCUUCCUUGUCUGCACCAACUAUUUAAUGCGGCUUUAACCUGCAUAUGGGGGCUUAUUUUGUGUCAGGCUCUGCUGGCGUGGACUGGGAUUGUUAUUGAACCACACUUCGGUUUGGCCAGCUUUUGAUGAGACGUCAACUGUGAAACCCUUUGGUUUUUCAUGUGUUGACCUUGAGUACUCCAUAUAUUCAGCAUGCUCCUAUAAGUUAGGUCAGCUGUUUGAGCAAGUAUCCUGCUAUCAGUUAGGCUAUUCUGUUUGGAGCCAUCAGUUAAGCUUUGUAGUUCAAUAAACUAGCAAGACAGGGCGCGGCGGCACGCCGCGCCAGUGAGAGAACAUUGGCGGUUCAAUGCAUGUGUGACAUUAACUAUGUACUGAAAUUUCAUCAAUCUAUAUCUGGUGCACACAA
Messenger RNA from Lolium perenne, 1651 nucleotides. RefSeq lists its product as uncharacterized. The record is from RefSeq and is a predicted model, not a curated record. Gene Ontology annotation, molecular function: protein binding. Lineage: Eukaryota; Viridiplantae; Streptophyta; Magnoliopsida; Poales; Poaceae.